CUUCUCCGUAAGGUACAAGAUCCCGAGUAGUAAAAUUUUCUAUUUUUGCCUCUUAUAUAAAAUAAGGGUCCUUCUCUAGCGCGGAACGUAUUCCGUCUAUCGUUUAUUACCUAUCGGACAUGUGAUAGCGGGGUGGAAAACUAAGAAGAACAACGUCAUCCUUGCGACAAGCAGAACAGUUAUAGUCUUUAGUCUCUCCCCUUACAAGAUCCCCUUUAAAUCAAGGACGGUAAUCUAAGAACCAUGUUUACGGGAUUAGUCGAGGAGAUUGGCGUCGUCGCCGAGCUCAACCCCCACGACGAAACGGGCGGCACAUCCCUCACCAUCGCGCUCCCCGCGUCCUCCAAGCUGCUCGAGGGCGCCCUCCUCGGCGACAGCAUCUCCGUCAACGGCGUGUGUCUCACCGCGACUCAUCUCAGCACCAUCACCACCGAUAACGGCCAACAACAGCCGUCCUUCAAAGUCGGCAUCGCCCCCGAAACCCUGCGCCUGACGAACCUCGGGGACCUAAAGCGGGACUCGCCCGUCAACCUCGAGCGCGCGGUCCGCGCCGACACCCGCAUGGGCGGGCACUUCGUGCAGGGGCACGUGGACACCACGGCGGACGUGGUAUCGGUCACGCCGGACGGCAACGCGCUGACGGUGCGGCUGGCGCCGCGGUCGCUGGAGGCGCUGCGGUACGUGGUGCACAAGGGGUACGUGGCGCUGGACGGGACGAGCCUGACGGUGACGAGGGUGGACGACGCGGAAGGGUGGUUCGAGGUCAUGCUCAUCGCGUACACGCAGGAGAAGGUGGUGCUGGCGCGCAAGGCCGCGGGCGACUCGGUCAAUCUGGAGGUGGAUGUGCUGGCUAAGUAUGCGGAGAAGAGCAUGGCGGGGUAUCUGGGCGCGCAGGGCGAGAUGUUGGUUAAGCCGAUGCUGGAGGAUAUAGUGCAGAAUUUGGUGGCGCAGGCUAUGGGGGGGCAUUCGUGAGGGGGGGUGGAUGGAUGGAUGGAC
Daldinia vernicosa is the source of this 996-nucleotide messenger RNA. RefSeq names its product Lumazine-binding protein. The transcript has 2 exons. Gene Ontology annotation, biological process: riboflavin biosynthetic process. Gene Ontology annotation, molecular function: riboflavin synthase activity. The record is from RefSeq and is a predicted model, not a curated record. NCBI's taxonomy places the organism in Eukaryota, Fungi, Ascomycota, Sordariomycetes, Xylariales, Hypoxylaceae. The coding region runs from base 244 to 972 and encodes 242 amino acids.